CGAGCUGAGACUAUCCCCAAACCCAACGCCCAUGCCCGCCAUUCCUCGCAUCCCUCCCACCUGCAUUCAGUACCGGAUGUCAGUCCACACGCUGAACUGCCCCUCUAUCAGUCUCUACGGGCAACAAGCUACCCCUUUUCCUCAUCCGCGCACCUCCAUUCUCCCGCCGCAUUGCCAUUUCUCAAGUCCUUGGCUGGCGUUGCCCCGUGACGCCACACGGCAGGGUGGAGAUCGGAUCCGCAUCCCCUUGGCUCUUCCCCGCAUCGCCCCCUCCCCCCGCCAGCCAUGGGGUCGCUCCCGACACGCGCGCUCGGCGCAGCCAGUCUCGAACCCUAAACGGUGUCCCUCCUCAGCCGCCUUAAUGGAAUCGUCGCUCCCAACGCGCGCGCUCAGCGGCACAGCAAGUCGUGACACCUAAACGGUGUUCCUUCGCCCUCCAACUUCUCUCCUCGGCCGCCAUCAUGGGAUCGCUUUCGACGCGCGCGCUCGGCGCGCAGCGGCCAGGCACGAGCGCGAAGCUCGCCCUCUUCACUCCCGCCAAUUACCACGUGCCACGUGACAAGCAACCGCUCGGCCAUGGCGGCGGUGGCGGCGGCGGCGGCGGCUCCGCGUCCGUACUCCCCCUCCCCGCAUUCCCCGCCCUCCCCGCCCUCCCCGCCCUCUUCACCCACAAUCUCGUCUUCCGCGCGAUCGCCGCCGUGCUUCUCGUGCUCCUCGCCGUUUCCCUCGAGCUGCUCCUGCUCUCUUCCGUCCAACCCCGUGCUGCCACGUCAUCGCUCAACGCGCUGCUCCCCGCGCAGCCCGCCGCUCCCCCCUCUCCGCCAACAAUCCCCGCUUCCGCCUCCGCGUCCGCCUCCCCCGCGCAGAUUGCGCCGAUCCUGCGCGGAACGGGCUCCGCCGCCGCGCAAACCCCUGCGCCAGCGACUACUACUCUCACAUCCCUCGCAUCUGCCACAACUCUCACAAACCCUAUGCCAUCUACUACUCUCACAUCCCUCGCAUCUGCCACAACUCUCACAAACCCUGUGCCAUCUACUACUCUCACAUCCCACACAUCUCUUUCAUCCCCCACUCCCACAUCCCUCACAUUUAGACGCCGCGUGAUUCCGCUAGUGGCGCCGACCUUCGAUCCGCCGCCCAUGCACGUUAUAUGGGUGGAGUCCAAGUGCAGCGACGAGUGCCACAAACGGGGCAGCUGUAACGAGGAAAUCGGGGUGUGCCGGUGUGUGGCGGGGUACGGAGGGGUGAACUGCUCGCAGGUGGUCAUGCCUGGGUGUACGAAGAUUCCAGGAAGUGAGGGGGCAGGAGAAGGAAAACAGACAGACGGCGGGGGAAAUGGUGUGGUGGUGGUUGCCACGUCACCGUGCUUCCUGCACUCGUCGUGCGAGUGCGUGCUCGACUGCGAUAGACACCACCUACCACACCCUGCCACGUGUGUCGACCUCAGCAGCGCACCACUGCCACGUCAGCCCUCAGCUGACAAUGCAGCUGAUGGCGCUACUGGGACGAAAGCAGCAGAGGGGGGAAGAGGAGGGGUGGUAGCAUGGGACUGGUACCGGGUGACCACGAAUGGAGCAGGGGAGGAGAGGGGGAGGGAGAGGGUAAGUGAGGGGCAGUUGGAGGGAGGCGAGCAGCUGAGGCCGCCUGGGGAGUGCCCAGAGCGCUGCUCUGGCGUUGGCACCUGCUACAGUAGCGGCUGCAGGUGCCCGUGGUUCCGCUCGGGCCCGGCGUGCGAGCAGGUGGCGCCAGGCGUGGGGUGUGUGAACGCGUGCAGCGGGCGGGGCGAGUGCGUGGAGGGCACGUGCCGCUGCCAGCACUGGACGUUCGGGGUCGACUGCUCGCUGUUCCUCGACACCAUGGGCGGACUCAGGAACCUCCUCUUCCCCCCGUUCCGCUGGGCGGACCACGUGCCCCCGCCCUCGCUCUCCCUCAUCGCCCCUGCGCGCCCCCUCGUCUAUGUGUACGACCUGCCGGCUCACCUCAACGCGUGGCAGCUGCGCCACUCGCUGCGCAUCGACCAGCCCGAGGCCGUGCUGUUCCUGGAGCGGUUGUUGAAUAGCGUGCACCGCACCGCCACGCCGGAUACCGCUGACUUCUUCUACGUGCCCCUCUUCCUGCGCAAUCGUGAUGCUCUAAAGCUCAACCUGCUCGCAUCCACUAUCACAUACAUCCGAGCCACGUGGCCCUACUGGGACCGCACCAACGGCUCCGACCACCUCUUCCUCCUCUCCGACCCCCUCGCCCGCUGCACACUCGGCACCUUCGGGCGCGGAGAGCCCCUUAUCGCCCGCAGCAUCGUGCUCUCUCCCUGUGGGUACACUCGUGCUCUUGUCCCCAUGUCGUCCGGCAGCACUGGUGGGAAAGGCAAGCGGAAGGGGCGGCUGUCGCUGCCGUGCUUUCAGCGGGGGCAGGAUAUUGUGAUUCCGCCGGUGCUUCGCCUGGCGGUUUACCAUGCCAUGCCGGUGCUAGCCCAGCUGCAAGACUCAGUCAGCAGCAGCAGCAGUGGCAGCAGCAGCAGUCCGGGCACCGCCCCCGAAACCCCUGCCCCUGCCGCUCGCCCCACGGUUCUCUUUGCCCGCUUUGCCUCAUCCGACCGGCAGCAGCAGCGUGCAGGCCUGGGCAUCCCUGUAAGGCAGCGGUUCCUCUCCCUCUUUGAAUCCCGCGCAGGGGAACUCAACUGGCAGAUUGAACUCAAGGAUACAGACGAGGUGGGGGUGGCUGAUAUGCUCGGUGCUACCUUCUGCCUUGCUACUGCUGGUUGGGGGUGGGAUGCGUCGUCUGUGGUGAGCGUGCUGGCGGGAUGCAUCCCUGUGGUGGUCCAGCCGCACACCAUCCUCCCCCUCCAACACCCCGAUGGGCUCAACUGGACCGCCUUCUCCCUCCGCGUUCCCCUCUCCAAACUUCCGGAUCUUCCAGCCAUUAUCUCGUCCCUCUCACCACAAGCGAUCGCAGGGAUGCAGCAGGGGUUGCGGGAUGCUUGGCCGGGGUUGGUGUGGACUAGUGCGCAGUUCAACCCGCUGCCGCCUGCUCUGGGAGCGUCCCCGGCGUUGCAGAGAGCAGGGCUCAUGCUGGCGGAAGGGGACGUGUUUGGGUCGGUGAUGAGGGUGCUGCGAGGUAGGAUGGAAGGGAAGGGGGGAGGAGGGGAGGUGGGAGAGGAGGAGGGGGAGGAGGAGGGGGCGGGAGAGGGGGGAGAGGAAGGUGGAGAGGUGACGGAGGGGUUUGAGGAGGAAGGUGAUGCUGAUGCUGCUGAUAGUGCUAGCGCUGUUCCUAAUGCUGGUGGUGAUGUUGCUGCUCCUUCAGAAGCGUCCACAGAUGGCUCUGUUGACGCUCUUAAGUUCACUCCAGAAGGAGCAGUAGAGAUAACCCACAACACGGAGACUGAGGAGGAGAGAAAGGCACGCACCCGAGCAGCGCAGGCCUACAACGGGCCCGGCCCCGAUGUCUCCCGCCCGUCCAAAUGCGCCGAGGGGUGCAUUCCCCCCCACGGCACGUGCAAUGAGGAGCUGGGCCGCUGCGACUGCCCCCCCGGGUUCUCCGGCCCGACCUGCCAAGACCUUGCUAUGCCAGAGUGCCACCUGGGCGACAGCAACAGCACAGGGAUCACAUACUCCACCCCCUGCUCCGUCAUAAGCACGUGUGCAUGCGCUGCUGCCUGUGCGCGUUGGCGUCUCCUCGGCACCUUCGAGUGCUUCGAGGGGAACAGGCCGGAUGGAACCCCGGAGACGAACCUCUCGGCGCUGUUCUCUGGGCCGAGAUAUGUGGUGGUGUUGGAUGACAAGUUUAGGGAUGCGGGGGCGGGCGGGGAGAAGGGGGGAGGGGCGCAGAGGGUGGUGUCGAACGAGGGCCCGAGCCCGUGGGCGGCCCCGGAGGAGUGCGAUGACAUGUGCUCGGGACGGGGGGUCUGCAGGCAGGAGUCCAAGGUGUGCGACUGCGCGUGGUACGACCAUGGGCGGGCGUGUGAGAUGCGGGGCGACGUCCCCUUUGAGUGCUUCAACGACUGCAGCGGACGGGGCACGUGCACCCGCGGUGUCUGUGUGUGCCAGAGAGGGUUCUUCGGCCUCGACUGCUCCAUGUUCAUCGACGCACAAGGGACCACCAGCAGCUGGACCCCCCCCUCCUCCUCCUCCCCCCCCCUCCGCCCCCUGGUCUAUGUCUACGACCUGCCCCCCUACUUCAACACGUGGCAGUUCGCCCACACUCGUUUCAUCGACUGGCGAGAGCCCGUCUUCUUCCUCGAGCGCCUCCUACGCUCGCCCCACCGCACCGCCGACCCCGCCCAAGCGGAUUUCUUCUACGUUCCUCUCAUGCUACGAGGCCGCGGGAUGAAAGGGGACACUCUAGCCUGGGCUAUCUCGUACAUUCGUGCCACGUGGCCGUUUUGGGACCGGAAAAACGGGUCUGACCACGUCUUUCUGACCAAUGACGACUGGGGGAACUGUGAGAUCUCGAUCCAUGGGGAGUUAGAGCCUUUGCUAGCGAACAGUGUUACAGUUACCCUCUGGGGGCUCACUCAGAAUAUGCAUCUGGAGGAUAAGCCGAACGGGUGCUUUAGACCGGGGCAAGAUGUGGUUAUUCCGCCCAUGAUGGCCCCCGACGUGUACCAGUAUGUGGUUGGGGUGAAAGAGAUGGUGAGGAGGGAGAUUCAGAGGAGGAGGAGGGAGAAGAGGAGGAAGGGAGGAGAGAAGGAUGCAGGGGUGGAGGAGGAUGCGACCAAAAGCCACGGAUCAAGCCAGCUGGGAGACAAGCAAGCAGAAAAAGACGAAGAUAAAGCAGAAGAGAAGGACGGCCUAGAAGCCAUUCUAUCCGGCGUCAACCGCACCACUCUCCUCUACUUCAAAGGCUGGCCGGCAGACCGAGCAGCGCCGCACGGUGCCUACUUCUGGAGCUUUGGGGUGCGGCAAGAGGCGUUCAAGCUGUACAGGGGGCGGUUCAACGAGACGGGGGUGAAGAUGGAGAGCACGGAGGGCGUGCCGGAGGGUUAUCUGGUGGAGAUGGGGCGAGCUGCGUUCUGCCUCGCGCCGUCCGGGUGGGGGUGGGCCAUGCGGACUACUCAGGCGCUCAUGCUGGGGUGCAUCCCGGUCAUCAUCCAGCCCCAUGUAGUGCAGCCCUUCGAGGGCGAUGGCACCGACUGGACUCGCCUCGCCCCCCAUGUAGUGCAGCCCUUCGAGGGCGAUGGCACCGACUGGACUCGCCUCGCCGUGAUCCUCUCCAAGGCCGACAUCCCCAACCUGCCCCGCAUCCUGCGCGCCAUCCCUGAGUCCGAACGCCGCAAAAAGCGCCUCGCCAUGCGGGAAGAGUGGCUGAAAUUCGUGUGGGCGAGCACCCAGCUGAACCCCUUUGGGUUCCUGCCGAGGCCACUGCAGGACGAGAUGGCUGUGAGGCUUGAGAAGGGGGAUGUGUUUGCUACUGUAAUGGGUGCACUGAGGAGGAGGCUGGAGGGGAAGGGAGGGGGGCGGGGAGGGGGAGAAGGUGGGGGGAAAGAUUGGGCGUCUGCUUCUGAUGCCGGCGCUGGGGUGAAGGCAACGCGAGGGAUAGAGCAAGCAGGGCUAGGAAUGGGCACAAAUGAUGUUCGUACUGGUGCUGCUGCUGGGGGGGGUGAUGGGGGAGGAGAGGGGGUGUUGGGGGGAGGGGCUAUGGGAUCCACAGCAGCUACAGAAGCAGCAGCAGCAGCAGGAGCGUUAGAGGAGCAGCAGCAGCGGUCGAUGUCGUCAGCAGCAGUGAGUGUAUCGAUUGGUGCUUGUAAUGAGUCAUGCUACACGCACGGCACGUGCAACGAGGAGCUCAAGCGCUGCGACUGCCCGCCCGGGUUCACCGGGGAAGACUGCUCCGAUCUCGCCACGCCCUCCUGCCACGUGGCGCCUGGCUAUUUGACGCCGUGCGGGCUCCCUUCGUCCUGUGCAUGUGCUCUGGAGUGUGAGAGGGCUGGGCUUCCCUCCUCUCCUGUGUGCCUGGAUGACAGUGAGGGGGGUGCAGAAGGAGGUGGAGGGGAAGGAGCAGGAAGCGGAGCAAGUCCAGAGGCAAAGGGUCAAGGCGAGGCGGAAGAAGCAGACGACCCUGCUUUGAGCCUGCCGGCGUGGCAGCGGGAUGGAUGGCAGGGCUUGUCUUCUCUGCUGGAGAAGCCUCUGGUGCGCAUGGCAACGGACGGCAUGGGGGGGGAGACAGGGGCGCGUGUGAGAGUGACACUUUAUCAGCAGCAGCAGCAGAGCAGCAUAUCUUCUGGAGGGCCACCUCUUGGCCGUCGCUCGCACUCAUUCCUGCAUCCCUCCCAGUGCCCCAGCAACUGCUCUGGGCUAGGCGUGUGCCUCAACAGCAAGCAGUGCAUGUGCCCGCCCAUGCUCUCGCCCCCCUCCUGCGCCCGCCUGCCCGCUCUGCUGCCGUUCACUUGUCUCAACGGGUGCCAUGCGAGGGGGAUGUGUGUGCACGGCUUCUGCAUCUGCAACCCGGGGCACUUUGGCAUCGACUGCUCGCUCUCCAAGGCCGGAUCAAGGGACCGCACCCGCAUCAUGUCUGCCCCCCCAUUCUCCUGGCCCCAAGGCCUCUCCCUGCCCAUCCCAGCCCCAGUGCGCUCGCCCCUCUUCUUCGUCUACGACCUGCCCCCCCAAGCCACCUCCUGGUCACUGCUGCUCGGCACACUCCCAUCCUCUCCCUCUCCCUCUUCUCGGCCCAACGGGGUUGGUGGGGGAGGGGUAGGCGGAGGGGAGUGGGAAGGGGGGCCGGAGGGGGUGGAGGCAGUGCUGUUUCUAGAGCGGCUGCUGAGGAGCCCUUACCGCACUGCCGACCCCUACGCUGCGCAGCUCUACCUGAUCCCCGUGCUGCCAUGGGCGGGGCCAGCCACCAUCCUACGUGCCGUGCACUACGUGAGCCACCACUGGCCCUUCUGGUUCCAGUCCGACGGCUCCAACCACCUGCUGCUCACCACCAUCACCCCUACCGCCCCGGCUCACAGCCCCGUCUGCUCCCUCACUCCGGACAAAUCCCGCCACCCGCUCCUCGCACGCUGCUCCUUCCUGGCUAUCCCAGUGGCAGAUACAACUUUUCGUGGAUCUCCCCUACUUCAAGGCUCACCUGAGCCUACCACCACCACUGCCGCCGCUGCCACCACUGCUGCCACCGCCACUACCGGCACCUCCAUGAGCAGCAGCAGCAGCAGCAGUAGCACCAGCGGCAACCAGUCAUCCCUGCCCUGCUUCCUGCCCGGCCAAGACCUCCUCCUGCCGCCCGCUCUCCCUCCCAUCGCCCUCUCUCGCUCCCCUUUUGUUGCCCCUCCCACAGCCCAGCACCCCCCUCGCGGCCACCUGCUCCUGUUCAGCGACUGGGGUGUGGGGGGAGGGAGGGGUGCGAGUGGGGGGAUGGGUGGGAGUGGGGGGAGUGAUGGUGGGGGAGAAGGGAGCAGUGGGGGAAGGAGUGGUGGAGUGCAGGAGGUGAGGGAUAGAGUGAUGGCAGGGUUGAGGGAAGAAGGCAAUGCAGAGAGGGUGGUUGUGCUGUCACAAGACCGCAGCAACAGCAGCAGUAGCGGUAGCAGUAGCGGUAGCAGUGGCAGUGACAGUGGCAGCGGUAGUGGCAGCGGCAGUGGCAGCAGGUUUGAUUUAGAAGCGGUAGUGGGCGCAGCACUGGAGAGUGUCUUCUGCCUGGUGCUGCCUGGAUGGACUCACAAGAUGGAGCCCUCGCUUUUCGUCCUUCACGGCUGCAUUCCCGUCGUUUUGGAGCAAGACGGCGAGGAGGGCACAUCACUGCGAAGUAGCUCCCUUGUGGAGUGGUCGGAGGUCUCUGUGACGCUCCCCGCUUCUCAAGCACACAUCCUCGUUAAAAGCCUCCUCGCAAUACCGCAAGGGGACAUUGUUCGACGGCGCAGUGACAUGGGGAAAAUGUGGAGCAAGCUUGUCUGGGCGAGCCCUUCUUUCAACCCGCUUGCUCAGGUGCAUGUUGACGAGCAGCGGCGCUUUGCACCAUGGCUCGCAGCUGGUGAUACAUUUCAAGCUAUUGUUGCAAAGUUGCAGAAAAGGCUGGAGCAAUAAGGUGGGGGAUGUAAUGUAACACGUAUGAUUUGAAGUGAAGCUUAUCGGUGAUGUUGCGCGAUGUACAGUGCAAGUGCUCCUAGUGCAAUUGGUUGUGCCUGAUUAGA
Molecule: messenger RNA, 8122 nt
Organism: Closterium sp. NIES-67
Lineage: Eukaryota; Viridiplantae; Streptophyta; Zygnematophyceae; Desmidiales; Closteriaceae
Source: the annotation of a GenBank genome assembly